Rosa chinensis is the source of this 1855-nucleotide messenger RNA. RefSeq lists its product as uncharacterized. The record is from RefSeq and is a predicted model, not a curated record. The coding region runs from base 108 to 1637 and encodes 509 amino acids. The transcript has 11 exons. NCBI's taxonomy places the organism in Eukaryota, Viridiplantae, Streptophyta, Magnoliopsida, Rosales, Rosaceae.
AAAACUAAAAAAGAGUACCUCAAUCCUCAUCCUCUCAAAAACCAAACUGAAAGAGAUAUUCCUUUGGAUUUUCAACACUUCCAUUAAUUCAAGAGAAAAAGAAAACGAUGAUGAUGAUCGAGUCAGCCAUGGCCGUACGAUUCAACUCCGCCGCCGCCAAUGUCUGCUCCUCCACCGCCGUCCCUUGUUUUCGUCCACGGUGGAGCUCGGAGGAGCUGACCGGAGCAGUCCACGUCACCUCUUGCCGGCUUGCGUACUCCGGCGGCUGGGGUAGGAUUCGGAGAUCAAAGCAUUAUGAUUCGGUUGCGAAAAGGAGCAAUUGUGUAAAGAAUGGGAUUCGAGCUGCCACGGAGCAGUUAGGGCCUGGUUCGGAGCCUGUGAAGCCGAAUGGGAGGCCGCAGUACCAUCCGUUUGAGGAUAUUGCUGAAGCGACAUUGGAUAAUGUUGGAGCUGCAAGACUUACAUCUGCAGAAUCUGCUAGGACCAUUAUUGAGGUUAAUAGCAAAGCGACGCUCAUGUUUUCGAGUCUGAUUAAUGAUGAGGUUCAUGAAAAUAUUAUGUGUCCUGAUUUGCCUUAUGUAACUGAUGAACAUGGAAAUAUAUACUUUCAAGUAAAGGAUGGUGAAGACAAUGCGUCUAUGCAAUCUAUAACUUCAGAGAAUAACUUUGUGCAAGUUAUUAUUGGCUUAGAUACUAUGGAAAUGAUCAAUGAGAUGGAAGUACCAGAAAUUGAUUUUGGAAUUGAUGAGAUUGAAGGUGAAUAUAGUGAAGGUGAAGAUGGCAGUGAUGAGGACGACGACGACGAUGAAGAUGGUGACGAUGAUUCGGAUUGGGUUUCCGUUCUUGAUGACGAAGAUGAAGAAGAUGACGAUGAAGAUGACGAGACUCUUGGAGACUGGGCAAAGCUGGAGACUAUGCGUUAUUCUCACCCAAUGUAUUUUGCUAAGAAGCUGACUGAGGUUGCUUCAGAUGAUCCUAUAGAUUGGGCAGAGCAGGCUCCAGCUAGUUUGGCAAUUCAGGGGCUUCUAAGACCUGCAUAUAUUGAAGAACAUACGGUCAUAAAAAAGCAUAUGUCGGAUCAUGAGCCCAAUGAUGAUGAAAAACAAGUUGGGAGAACUGUAGAAGAUGAUUUAGAAGAGCCUGAUAAGAUCAAUGGCCAUGAAUCAGGAUCUUUUAAGGGCAGUCCAAUCCGAGCGGAGGAAUCAGACAAUGAGAAGGGUGAAAUACCAAAGAAUGGGACUACUUUUUACAAACUGGAGAUUGUUAAGAUUCAGUUGUUUUCAUCACAUGGACAUCAGAGUGUUGUUGAAGUAGAAGACUUCGUAAAAGCUCAGCCCGAUGCCAUUGCACACUCAGCCGGUAAAAUUAUAUCUCGUCUGAAAGCAGGUGGAGAAAAGACCACACAAGCUCUCAAGUCCCUUUGUUGGAGACUAAAGGGUAUUCAAGUUGAGGAGGUAGUACUUACCACUGUAGAUUCUCUUGGAUUUGACUUGAGGGUUUGCUCAGGAACACAAGUUCAGACGUUGCGGUUUGCACUAAAUGCACGGGCCACUUCUGAGUAUAGUGCUGAGAGACAACUUAAUGAUCUGCUAUUCCCGAGGACACAGCACACGCCACAGAAAGUAAAGCAAAGUUAAAAUUUAGCAAUGCUAACAGAAUCGCAGGUACCAUAUUAUGGUUUGCUUCUAGCUGGUUGAAUCUUCGGAACAGAAUUGGAUACAACAGUUGGAAGGAGCCCCAAAAAGUUUCAUGCAUGCACAGUCCACAAGUUGUGUACUUUUACAUUUUUUUAGUCAAUCGGGUCAUGUAUCAUUUACUUGUGUUCCUGAUAAUGAAAAUUCAUUGUUUCAAUGCU